GCUUCUCGUGGGCUCGAGUGUGCAUGAUGUUCCUUGCGCGGUUGAAAACACCCUCCCACGAAAGAGCGAAAGAGGAAGUAGCAGGCCUCUGCACAAUGCUUGCAUGCAAACAUUUCCCACAAUUGGUGGAAAGAGAAACCAAUAUGUCGUUUGUGCAUUUACUGUAAUGUCAUCAAACCGCUACGAUCUAUUCAUUUGAUUCGAAUUAUGCACCAAAUGAUUUUUGUCAUCUUAUUUUCCUUUGUGUACGAAUCCAAUAUUUUUUGGGGCAGACAUUUUUAGGAAAAUAAUUCAUUUGACAUGAAACUGUUUUCCAUUUUUCGUCUCUUUGAAUACCGUAAUUUCCGGACUAUAAGUCGCGUUUUUUUUUCAUAGUUUGGGUGGGGGGGCGACUUAUACUCAGGAGCGACUUAUAUACAUAUAUAUCAAAGUCAAAAGUCAAAGUCUGCUUUAUUGUCAACAUCUUCACAUGCCGAGACACACAAAGACAUCGAAAUGACGUUUUCCCUAUCCCACGGUGACAAGACAUAUUACACGAUAGACACACAAGUAAACAACAAGAAGGCACAAACAAUAAAUAAAAGUAACAAUAAAUAAUAAAUAAAUAGAUAACACAACGAAUAAAAGGUUUUGGUCAUCUUAUUUUCCUUUGUGUACGAAUCCAAUAUUUAAAUAUGUUUUUUUUUCUCUUUUUUGGGGCAUUUUAUGGCUGGUGCGACAUACUCCGGUGCGACUUAUAGUCCGAAAAUUACGGUACAUAUUUUUUGUGACACUUUCUUUCAAGUGUCGGAAACUAUUUGGACCUUUUCUCAACGUAAGGAUGGGUGCAGGCGUACUUAGUGAAGUGGCCUCCUUUACGUAAGCCAAGCCGCUGUUAACGUGGGACUCGGAGCCACACAAUUAUCUCCAUGCAUAUUUCAGAGCCGCGUAUCUGUUACCGACCACACCUGAACGUAACGGAAGAGGGAGGUCACAAAAGGGGGAUUAGUGAAGAGUCGAGAAGAAAGCCACAGUGCCGUGAAGUGUUUCGAUUCAAGAGGUUGACCUUCUCUCUCGCUCAUCAGGUGGGAGCUCUUCCUCUCUGACUAAAUAGAUGGAUCAACAGGAAUCGACAACCCGAAUAUGGACGUGAAGGUCCAAACAAGAAGUUCACCGCACUGGUCGUCGUCAGAGCUUUCUUCUGACUUGAAGAGCAUCUCCUCCUUGGUCUCGCCCACGGUGGUCACGCUCCUGCCUCAGUCUUCAUCCUUGUCACCGCUGCCGCCAACUUUACGACCCGUGGACGAGGGCUCCAUAGGCCUCGCGCUCGCCAAAGAGCCCCCGAGUGAAGAACCAGCUACUCAUCAAGCGUGUUGUUCUCGCGAGCUGCUGCUCAUCGUGAGCGUGUCCGUCGCCGUCAAACUUGUCAUCGCCUUGGCUCUCUUAGUCAAGUUUCUACUUUAUCCAUCCUCGUCGCCUCCUUGUGGCGUGAAGGGGAACUGCAGCACUCCGACCCAACAGCCGUCCCUGUCCAAGAACCCCGUCAGCAGCCACAUCGUCAACAUCACGGCAGAAUGCCCGGGCGUGGUCGGCGACGGCAGGCGCAUCGUCGGGGGUACGCUGGCGGCGGCGGACGGGUGGCGCUGGCAGGCCAGCUUGCACUGGAGAGGGAAGCACGUUUGCGGGGGCGCCGUCGUUUCGCCGUGCUGGGUCGUCACGGCGGCUCACUGCUUUGUCGAAAAUGACAUGCUGGAGGUGGCUGACUGGCUGGCGGUGGUCUCCACCGUCAGCAUCGCCGACGACUCCCUGGGGAAACGCUACCGAGCCCUCCAGGUCCUCCACCACCCUCUCUACGACACCCGCAGCAACGAUUACGACAUCGGCCUCCUGCGCACCGUCGUUGACAUCGAUAUGGACGGUGGGGUGCGCCCCGUUUGUUUGCCCCAUCCCGACGACUCCUUCCUUAACGGCGCACCGUGUUGGAUCACGGGAUGGGGGUCGGUCCAGGAAGGAGGUUUUGGGUCGGAUGAGCUCAGGCAAGCUCAGGUGAAGGUCAUCGCCGAGUCAAUCUGCCGCCAGCCGAGCGUCUACGGCGUCCACGUGACACCUCGGAUGAUCUGCGCCGGCUCCUUGAAGGGAGGGGUGGACUCCUGCCAGGGCGACAGUGGGGGUCCUCUGGUGUGCGAGACAGCCCGGGGUGAGUGGAGGCUGGCGGGGGUGGUGAGCUGGGGCGAGGGUUGUGGACGGCGCAAUAAGCCCGGCGUGUACAGCCGAGUCACACGACUGAUUGACUGGCUUGGACGAUAUGUCGAGGUACUGUGAAUUUCCGCAUAUUUGCAGUUUGGCACAUUGUUGUUAUUUUGCUGCCGGAGUGGAAUUGUUACUCUGGCACCCUCUAGUGGUCGGUUUCGGUGAAGUUCGUUCUGUAAGGUAAAUAAGAUCCCUGAAAUGCAAAGAUACGGAUUUUCUUCUUCUUCUUUUUAGACUUAGAAGAGUCCACUACAACAACUAGGAAUGACACCUCAUCACAACUGGACCGAGACACCAAUGGCAUUUAUUUUCUAAUUGAAAUCCUAAUAAAAGGGAGUCUUCUUUCUUUCAUUUUAUUCCA
Molecule: messenger RNA, 2590 nt
Organism: Syngnathus typhle (broad-nosed pipefish)
Lineage: Eukaryota; Metazoa; Chordata; Actinopteri; Syngnathiformes; Syngnathidae
Product: transmembrane protease serine 3-like
Exons: 8
Coding region: 1123-2301 (392 amino acids)
Biological process (GO): proteolysis
Molecular function (GO): serine-type endopeptidase activity
Source: RefSeq, a predicted model, not a curated record